GUCCAUGGACCUUCCGACUGUCCUUGGUCUUCCACUCACUCUCCCACACGCGCACCGAUCGUCCUAUUCAAAAGAAUUCUCGGAAAUACUUACUCUAGAAAGAAUUCUCAGAAAAAUUCCUGAUAAGAAUUCUCAGAAAAGUUAACAAAAAAAAAGUUACAGACAGACAUACAGACAUACAUACAUACAUACAGACAGGGUUGAAAGGCGACGGAAAAAUGGAAGUCCAUUUUUUCCACUUUUUUCGACGUUU
Messenger RNA from Clunio marinus, 253 nucleotides. NCBI's taxonomy places the organism in Eukaryota, Metazoa, Arthropoda, Insecta, Diptera, Chironomidae. The record is from the annotation of a GenBank genome assembly.